Aphanomyces invadans is the source of this 1233-nucleotide messenger RNA. RefSeq lists its product as hypothetical. Lineage: Eukaryota; Oomycota; Saprolegniomycetes; Saprolegniales; Verrucalvaceae. The transcript has a single exon. The record is from RefSeq and is a predicted model, not a curated record. The coding region runs from base 33 to 659 and encodes 208 amino acids.
UUCUAAUCCGUAGUGAUUCGAAGCAACUAGCAAUGCUGUCAUCGCAUGCGCGCUUGAUCGCCCGGCAAAGCACCAAGGACGAUGCGCUGUCACGGGAAGACUACCUCAGACAGGUUAUGGCGGAAUGCACUCACCCAUCGACACCACUCAAAGCUAAAGAGCAAUGCUUGGCACACCUGGCGAACUUCAGCUACGACCCGAUCAACUUUGCGUACUUUCAGCGGUUGAACGUGGUGGAUAUGUUCGUCGACUUUAUUGACGAGGUCCUUUCCGUUGCCGUUCAAGUCCAACCCCCUUCGAGCAAACGAUCAACUCACUAUCUUCAUGCUGUCACAGUCGCUCGACUGGCAACUCAAGGCAUAUGCAAUGUUGCCCCGGACCCGCGCUUCCAAAAAAUCCUAGUCGAAAACGAUGCGAUCCCCCUCAUCCUGCAAGCGACCCACGCGCCGGACCAAACCACAAGCUCUGCCGCCCUGUCUACAUUGUACUUUUUGCUUGACUCACCUUCCAACUUGGUUCCUGCUGCGUCAGUGCGGUACAACGAAGACAUCCUAACGCGUGUGAAACAAUGCAGCCUCCACGACGAUACUGUCAUUCGCAAUGUUGCUGUCGCGUUCUUGGCCUAUAGAGAUGAGUUGGAGUCUGAUUGUAAGAAGUGAACACGUCCUCGAUGGGUGAGGGAUCCAAAUCACUACUAUAAACAGCGUAACUCUAUUCUUGCAGGUCGGGCAAGUCCUCGUCGUCGCUGUCUUCUUCGUCGGGGAGGUUUGCACCUUGCUGGGCCAUCAUUUGGUUGAUGUCGAAUCCUCCACCACCGCUCAGGGCACUCAUGUCAAAGCCAUUGUCGUCUCCUUCGUCGUCUUCAUCAACAUAUUUGUUCCAGUCGACUUUGACGUUCGUCUUUUCCAAGUGCUUGUCCUUGAGCAAGUGCGGCCAGAAGUCAGCAUCCUUGUCCUUCUUCAAAAUGAAGAAAUGAAUGUUGCGAUCGGCUUUGGCCCACUUGCUUUCCGGGGCGUCUGUGUCGACUUCGUGCAAAAAUUCCAAAUUGACUUCGUACUUCGUUUGGUUGCUCGUGCCGGAAAACUUCAAGCUCGUGUUGGUCAAGACCACCUUUUCGUCCUUCACGUCAGGCAGGUCCACGGUCAAGUAGAGCGAAUCCUUGCGUUGGGCCCACUUGACAGGUGCCACCAGAGCUCGUUGCGCCAUGAUCUCGUUGCGUGUCUGUGGGGGCGG